AUGUGCGACCCUAGCACCCACGGAAUUUCGCAGGAGCUGCGGAAUGAAUUUAUAAACCAGCAGUUUACUUCGGACUUUGAUCAGAAUGGAUGUGAUGUUACUAUUUUGGCGGUCGACGGGGAGACUAUUUAUAGCCACGGGAUGAUUCUUUCCUGCCAAAGCCCGAUCUUUCGCCGUACAGUAAAGAAAGAGUCGAAGGUCAAGUGUCGCUGGCACUCGCAGGUCGUCAAGUCCCUUCUUUCCUACAUGUACGGAAUGCCCUGUCAGCUCGACAGUCCCAACUCGAUCGUAGAGCUCUUAUUAUGUGCGACUUAUUACCAGAUCGAGUGGCUUUGCGAAAAACUCACCUGUAUGCUUAAAAGUGAUCUAUCAGCAAAUAAGACGCCUGUGCAAGAUGAGGAGAAUCUCGCUCUAUCUUACAAGCUCUGUUUAUUGCUGCAAGAUAUGGACGUUGAAACUCGAGCUCCGUAUGACCCGCUUGUCGGGCCCCUUUUCGAGUUUUGCUGCGAGAAAAUUAAGACAGCUGCUUCGUGCUCCAAUUUUCCUGACAAGAUAAAUAUUUCGGAAUCGAUAGACACUAUCAUGGAAACGCAAUGGCCAAAAGGACCGAUUUCAGCUGAGGGCGAACCAUUGCAACUUCUGUUGAGCUUCUUUCCUGCUCUGUGUCCGAUCAACACUGGUUUGGACGACAUCAAAGUUGAAAUGAUUCCUCGAGAUGGAAUUCGCCAGAUGCUCCGUUUUCAAAUCUUCGGGCGUAUCCAUUCAGUUCAAGAAAUGAUGCUCAUUGCUGUGAAAAAUGCUCAACGAGAGUUUCCUUCUGUCAUUUACUUUCGCGAAGAGGCAGCUCAGUUGAUCAAAAUUGGCGAUAAAGUUAUUCAAGAAGAUAACACUCCUGAAAAGUAUUUCCAUUCUCGUCACGCAGGAAUCGGUCAAGUCAGCGAUUUCUGUGGCCCAAAAUCAGCUGGCAUCGGCUGCGGCGGUUGCAAAAAGCACGUCUACGUCGACUGGGGCGAUCAAAAGUGCUGGUGUCGAAUGGGCUACGAAAACCUUUACGAACUCAAACUGCUACGCUGA
Messenger RNA from Oikopleura dioica, 1074 nucleotides. The record is from the annotation of a GenBank genome assembly. NCBI's taxonomy places the organism in Eukaryota, Metazoa, Chordata, Appendicularia, Copelata, Oikopleuridae.